AGAAAAAAAAAAAGAAAGUAGAUGCUAAAAUAGUAACCGAUCCGGUGAAAGGGGAGACACGUCCCGUGAUUACCUCUCUUCGUUCGCACGCUUGAAAACGACUUGACUAAAGCACUAGACGACACCGUUCCUUCACAGUUUAACCCAAUCCCAAUCACUAGUCCCUCCCUGCCCGGCGUGCCGAUUCCGGUCCUCACAAAUUCUGGAGAGAGAGAAAAUUAUAUAUUAAAAAAUUCUUGAGAGGGAAAGUGGAAGAGGUCUUAAAUAUAGUGCAGAAGACUCUGAGAAUACAUUUCUUCUUAUUCCGAUUCCUUUUUGAAAGUAAUUUUUUUUUUAGUUUGACUGAUGUUUGACUUCGUUGACUGAUUGAUUGAUAAAUCAUCAUCAAUCCAACGGCUGAAAAAGAAAGCGUGAGAAAUCGAAAGGUUGAUGGGGAAUUUAUGGUUGCUUCACUUGGCAUUUACAAAGUGGUACCACCUCUUUUAAUGUGGCAAGGUCCUUGAUUUUCGAACCCAAGAUUGAGAGCUAGGUACUUUCACAUUGGAUCGGAUAGGAAGAAAUAUCAGGUCUGCCCAUUUCUAGUUGAGUUGUAGUUGGUGUCAUGGGUGUCUCUGGAAAAUGGUUCAAAGCACUGGUUGGUAUGAAGAAAUCAGAAAAGUCACAAUCUUCAGAGAAAGAAGAAAAUAGGGCAGCUGCAAGCAAAUUUCAUCACCGAAGAGAGCAUUCUGUUGAGUUUGACACAGAUAAACUUCAAGAAGAGUUGGAUGAGAAUGCUGCUUCACCCACUGAAGAUGCUAAUACUCAUGCAACUGCAGAUGCUGCUGGCUCUUCCUCUGCUUCCCUUGAAGUGCUUGAUGCUCUUAAGGAACGUACAAGGGAAGAAUGGGCUGCCACAAGGAUACAAACAGCUUUCCGAGGAUUUCUGGCUAGAAGAGCACUGCGUGCAUUAAAAGGAUUGGUAAGACUGCAAGCCCUUGUCCGGGGUCAUGCUGUAAGAAAACAAGCUGCAAUAACUCUUCGCUGCAUGCAAGCUUUGGUGAGAGUUCAGGCUCGUGUAAGAGCAAGGCGCAUUCGACUGGCAUUAGAAAGUCAAACUGCACAACAGAAACUUCAGCAACGACUUGAAAAUGAGGCUCAUGUUAAGGAAAUAGAGGAAGGGUGGUGCGAUAGUAUAGGAUCUGUUGAAGAAAUUCAAGCCAAGUUACUAAAGAGGCAGGAGGCUGCAGCUAAACGUGAGAGAGCCAUGGCAUAUGCUCUGGCUCAUCAGUGGCAAGCAGGAUCAAAACAGCAGUCUGUGCCUGCUGGGUUUGAACCAGAUAAAGGCAGCUGGGGUUGGAACUGGUUGGAGAGAUGGAUGGCUGUACGUCCAUGGGAGAACCGUUUUCUUGACAUUAAUCUUCGAGAUGGAGUACUGAUAUGUGAGGAUAGUCCUGCAGAGGGACAGAAUGGUGCCAAUUCUCAGAUAAAACCUGCUAUCAAGAAAGCAGCUGCUUUGAGUCUUCAUGCGAACCUAUCAAGUCAAAAAACAGGUCCAUCCCAUUCCAAUGGGAGUGAUUCUCCACCUGGGAAGUCAUCAAUUGUGCCAGAAGCAGUCAAUGUAUUGUCUUCCAAGCCAAAAUCCAAAACAAAUCUUGAAGAUUUGGGUGAAGCAGCUGACUCAAGACCCAUUAUUAGUUCAAGAUCUCACAGCAAUCCCAAAGAGAGGUCCAUACAAUCCAAUAAACAGGCAAAGAAGCGAUUGUCUCUACCUAACAGUGGGGGAGGUACCGGGUCUCAAACAACCAAGCCUAGCAGAACUGCUGCAAAAGUGACCCCAGGCUCUCACAAGCCGAUAAAGGAUAGGUCCCAAGUUUAACGGACAAGGGGACUCAAAUCCCACAAAAGCUGUGGCAUAGGCUGUUGUUCUGUAAGGAAGCAUUUCAUUGAAGACAAACCCGUUGGGGCUACCACCCACUCAGGCCUUGUUGUUUUAGUAUGUAUAUAUCGAAUUACGGAGAUGUAAUGACAUUGUUUAUUUCCCUGUCACAGAGUUGAGCAGUGGUUUUGCCGUGGUGGGAGUAGUAGUUGAUCCCUGGCAGAGUUGAGGAGAUUGAUUUGGCUUGGCUUGUUACGGGAAUAAGAUUAGUAGAUUUGAUGUGUUGAUGUUAUCAGCUGUGAUUAAUGUUGCCUCGAUCACCAUUGUAUUUAUUUCCAAGUGUAUGAUUUCCAGAGCAGAUGUCUAUUGUAUCUCCCCCCCUCUUUGUUCUGUUAUUGAGUAAAAAUUGUUUUCUGCAUAAUAAUAUUCA
This is a messenger RNA of Durio zibethinus, 2285 nucleotides long. Its product is annotated as protein IQ-DOMAIN 5-like. Gene Ontology annotation, molecular function: protein binding. NCBI's taxonomy places the organism in Eukaryota, Viridiplantae, Streptophyta, Magnoliopsida, Malvales, Malvaceae. The record is from RefSeq and is a predicted model, not a curated record.